AUGUCGACCAAGGUCUUCAGCGGCUACCACGCCAUCGCGUUGCCUCUGCCUCACAGCUCGUUCCAUCGCUUCAUCUACGCCAAGCAGCACGACGCAAAACCCGGUGCCAAUGCUGAGUCCGUUCUAGCCACUGGCCGCACCGCGUACCUCGUGAACCUGCCUGCAUAUGCGUCUGAGCAAUGGCUACGUGCGUGUCUGGAGUCUGUGGGCGCCAUCCAGCACGUUGUGGCCGGAUCGGGCGGUUUAUUCGACGAGGAGGACGAUGAAGAAGAUGCUGCAACUGAUUGCGUAGUCAAUCGCACCGCUCACGUGGUAUUUAAAGCCGAGGAAUCGCUGGACAAGAUGUUGCAGGCGGAUGCUCUGGAGACGCCUGCACCACAAAAGCCCUGUGGCCUGCAAGCGUAUGCGGCCAAGUACCGACGCAACCGUCCGGGUUUGUCGGUGAUCAAGGAGACGGCGGACCGCUACAUGGCGACGUUCGACGAGAUGGAGGCGGAAGACUUGCGUCGUCGUGAGGAGCUAAAGAACGAGGUGGACGACGACGGAUUCCAGACGGUAGUGAACACCAAGAAGCGCGGAAUUGUGCAGACGGAGGAGGUGCUAGGCAGGCCAGCCAAGAAGCAGAAGAGCAAGGAGCUCGACAACUUUUACAGGUUCCAGACGCGCGAGAAGAAGCGAACCCAACUCAAGACACUUCGUGAACGCUUCGAAGAAGACCGUCAAUUGGUUGACAAGAUGAAAAAAGCCAACAAGUUUAGACCCGAGUAA
Molecule: messenger RNA, 768 nt
Organism: Phytophthora infestans T30-4
Lineage: Eukaryota; Oomycota; Peronosporomycetes; Peronosporales; Peronosporaceae
Exons: 3
Coding region: 1-768 (255 amino acids)
Biological process (GO): ribosomal small subunit assembly; rRNA processing
Cellular component (GO): CURI complex; UTP-C complex
Source: RefSeq, a predicted model, not a curated record